This is a messenger RNA of Hylaeus anthracinus, 818 nucleotides long. It is a transcript of the gene Mp20, whose product is annotated as muscle-specific protein 20. Gene Ontology annotation, molecular function: protein binding. Bases 124 to 678 code for a protein of 184 amino acids. The record is from RefSeq and is a predicted model, not a curated record. The transcript is spliced from 4 exons. Lineage: Eukaryota; Metazoa; Arthropoda; Insecta; Hymenoptera; Colletidae.
AUCCGUGUUGGACGAUUUCCUACGCGGCGUGGGUCGUAUUCCCGCCAACCUGCUGGUAUAAGAGGGGCCAAGUAUCGGCCGGAGCACUUCAGUCCACUCAGAGGAACACCACACAGUACAAGGAUGGCUCUCGAACGUCAAGUGCGCGCCAAGAUUGCGGCGAAACGCAAUCCAGAGAUGGAGAAGGAGGCCCAAGAAUGGAUCGAGAGCAUUCUUGGGAAGAAGUUCCCCCCUGGUGAGCUGUUCGAGGACGUGCUCAAGGAUGGCCAGGUGCUGUGCCAUCUCAUGAACAAGAUCCAGCCUGGAUCUGUCCCCAAAAUCAACUCCUCCGGUGGUCAGUUCAAAAUGAUGGAGAACAUUAACACGUUCCAGAAGGCUCUGAAAGACUAUGGGGUGGACGACGUCGAUGUCUUCCAAACGGUGGACUUGUGGGAGAAGAAAGACAUAGCUCAGGUGGUCACCACUCUGUUCGCUCUUGGACGCACGACGUACAAGCACCCCGAGUGGAAGGGCCCCUAUCUGGGACCUAAACCGUCAGAGGAAUGCAAACGUGAGUUCACAGAGGAGCAACUGCGUGCUGGGGAGUCUGUCAUCGGCUUGCAGGCAGGUUCCAACAAGGGUGCGACCCAGGCUGGCCAGAGCAUCGGUGCCACCCGCAAGAUCCUCCUUGGAAAGUAGACGACCUUGGCCUUCUCCCUAUUUAGACCACAAAAUUUGUACUUUGCAUCCACAUGUGUAUAUGUGUAUAUAUAUAUAUAUGUAUUAUGUAUUUAUUUUAUAUUUUGUAAUUGAACGAUAAUAUAUAUAUUUAUUAUUUA